GGUGUGGAGUGUCCCUCCGCGCCAGCCGUAGCGGCGCCCGAGGGGGCGGGGCUAAGAGCCGGGUGCGGAAGUGCCCGCGCGCUUCCGGUCCGUGAGCAGACACUGUCGUUGUUGGAGCGCUCUGAGCCCGGCCUGGAACCAUGCCUCGCAAGAUUGAGGAGAUUAAAGACUUUCUGCUGACAGCCAGGAGGAAGGAUGCAAAGUCGGUCAAGAUCAAGAAGAACAAGGACAAUGUGAAGUUCAAGGUGCGCUGCAGCCGGUAUCUGUACACCCUGGUCAUUACGGACAAGGAGAAGGCCGAGAAGCUGAAGCAGUCCCUUCCCCCAGGUUUGGCCGUGAAGGAGCUGAAAUGAGCCAUUCGCACGUUGGUUCCUCUGUGUUUGUUACAAUAAAAACCUUGAACUGUU
Messenger RNA from Falco peregrinus (peregrine falcon), 407 nucleotides. It is a transcript of the gene RPL38, whose product is annotated as ribosomal protein L38. Bases 141 to 353 code for a protein of 70 amino acids. Gene Ontology annotation, biological process: translation; protein-RNA complex assembly. Gene Ontology annotation, molecular function: structural constituent of ribosome. Lineage: Eukaryota; Metazoa; Chordata; Aves; Falconiformes; Falconidae. Gene Ontology annotation, cellular component: ribosome; cytosolic large ribosomal subunit. The transcript is spliced from 5 exons. The record is from RefSeq and is a predicted model, not a curated record.